Molecule: messenger RNA, 1675 nt
Organism: Cucurbitaria berberidis CBS 394.84
Lineage: Eukaryota; Fungi; Ascomycota; Dothideomycetes; Pleosporales; Cucurbitariaceae
Exons: 7
Coding region: 281-1405 (374 amino acids)
Source: RefSeq, a predicted model, not a curated record
GUGGCGUUCCAAGCCUUUAUUCAGUUGAACGUCAAGACCUCCGUAAAUCCGACUUCAGCUAUUAUCUUGACAUCUGCUUACGAAAAUGUGAAUGGUGAACCACAGAGAUUAAUGCAGACCACCCUGGUCCAUUCACUAGCCAUCCAUCUAUGGAUAGACGUUGAAACAAGGCUGCUUCCCGCACCGCCCCGUCCGCCACGGCCCGUCGUGUACAUAUUCGCGAACCUUCAUCGUAUCUGACCGUUGACACGGCGCCUCUCGUGGCGCAUCACUGCACAUCAUGAGUUCCGACAGCCUCUCAAACGUGACUUGGGACAAGACGGGGCCUCCGCCCACCAUGAGCAGGAGCCACCUUGAAAGGGUGAACACGGCCAUGCUGUCCUUGACUUCAUUGUUCUUUGUUUCGCGCAUCAUCGUUCGAGUUACCAAGCGCAAGCCCUUCGAAUUGCACGACUUCUUCUGCUGUUUCUCCUACAUUUGCUACGUUGCGAUGUGCGUCAUGUACUUCAAGGAGAAUGGCCCAUUGUACCGAGCGGAAAGCGUACAGAGAGGCGAGACAGCACCUUACCCAGAAAUCCUUCACGAUGCGGGAAUGGUUUAUCGGUGGCUGACCGCGGGUCAGCUGUUGUUCUACUCGACUCUCACCUUAGUGAAACUCUCACUAUUAACAUUGUACCGGAGGCUGCUGAGCCAAACUCCACACAAAUUUACCGUCGUGUGGUGGGGGAUUUUGGCGUUUUGCAUCUUGUCUUAUAUUGGAAGCUGCAUGACCACUAUCUUCGUAUGCGACGACCACAAAGCAAAGUACAACCAAGGCAUGUGUGCUAAUCCACGAGAACAAAAACGGGGGCAAGUCAGCUUGUGGUUUGCGUAUGCGGCCGACGUAGCUACCGAUCUUGCAGUAAUGUUUCUUCCAUUUCGCAUGACUUGGACGCUUCAGAUGCCCAAAAUAGAGAAGCUUGGUGUUUUCGUCCUCUUUGGCAGUGGCUGGAUAUGCAUUUUGUUUGCCACACUCCGUGUCGUUCAGGUCGGGGUCAAGGAUGGAGUGCCAAAGGCCCCAGAUCCGAAAUGGCUGCAGAUGUGGACUGUCAUCGAGACGUCGAUGGCGGUCAUCAUCGGCUGUGCUCCCGCCUUCGCAGCCAUUAUUCGUAGCCGUUUCGACACCCAGAACGGUUCUGAUGAUGCUAACGGAUCCGCUGAACGAUCAACAGACCAGAUCAAGAUGCAGAGUAUGGGAACUGAUCGUGCUAAUCCAUCAAAGCGCAAGGACGAUUUGCUCUGGAAUGAACCGCAUAAUGGGAGUGAAGAAGCAUUAGCAUAUGACGGCGGUCCCUUGACCGGUACAACAAUGAAACAACAGAAAAUCAGAUUAGGUAGACGGCCAAUCAAGAAGCCGAGUGCAUAAGUAAGAUCGGAGGUACAUUGCCAGAUCGACGACGGUCUAGGCGUGUGAUUCAGUUGUUAGCUUUGCCGAUACAUUCGAUGACUAAUGAACUCUCUGAAAUACACUGCAUGAAGCAUAGACCUCUGCCAUUAACACUAGUCUUUUUAAUAUUCGGAGUAGCCGAAGGAUUUGUCAGGAUCCGGUCACAAAGUUUGGCUGCAUGGGCUACUACAGUAUUUGCAUAGAGCGAGAUACUGUAUAGGGUCACCACUUCAGACGCGCAACGAAGUC